Messenger RNA from Cygnus atratus (black swan), 5580 nucleotides. It is a transcript of the gene CASKIN2, whose product is annotated as CASK interacting protein 2. Gene Ontology annotation, molecular function: protein binding. Lineage: Eukaryota; Metazoa; Chordata; Aves; Anseriformes; Anatidae. The record is from RefSeq and is a predicted model, not a curated record. The coding region runs from base 692 to 5299 and encodes 1535 amino acids. The transcript has 20 exons.
CACCGCGCGCUCCGGUCUGGCACGGCUCGGCACGCUGCGAGCGCCCCGGGUCCCAGGCUGCCGUGCCAGUCCGCACCGGGGCUCGGCUGCGCGCGGGGCUCCCCAGCGUGGCUGCAGCGCUGUCGCCAAGAGGAAUGCCGAAGCGAGGGGGCUAAUGAGCACCAGAGAGGGAGGAUCUAUGACUUCCAGAUGGCAACGAGCCUGUAAUCCCUUUGGGAAGAAUUAGGGACUCAUCAGUGUGGCAGAGCCUGGCAAGGGGAGCAAAGCGAGGCACCUCCGGCUGCGGAGCCCAGCACAGCUUCAGCCGAGAGGCCCGCGGCAUCCCAAUGCCGGCCCCGCUGGGUGCCCUGCCCCAAGCUGCCUCGCUGGGUCUCGUGGCAUCCCGUUGCUGCCGGGAGCCGGUCCCUCAGCACUGAACUCUCUCUGAUCUUAACUGAUUGCAUGUUCUCCGACCGGACCCCGUCUGGGUCCUGCUCCUCCCGACGCUGAAAGGGACUUCUGCUGCUGACAGAGACACGUCUUCCUUCCUUUUUUUUAUGUCCCGUGGGAUUUUAAAGCAUCUUUUUUGCUGGAUUUCACCGCCUCUCCGAGCAUGUUUUGAGGAUUUACAGGCUUAUUCUCAUGGCUUUAUAAACCUCCGGGAUCCGAGGGCUUCUUCCUUGUGCGCCGCUGCCGCUCCCACCUGUCCGCCAUGGGGCGAGAGCAGGAGCUGAUCCAGGCCGUGAAGAACGGGGACAUACCCGGCGUGCAGAAGCUGGUGGCCAAGAUCAAAGCAUCCAAGAGCAAGCUCCUGGGAUCUGCCAAGCGCCUGAACGUGAACUACCAGGAUGCGGACGGGUUCUCGGCGCUGCACCACGCGGCCCUGGGCGGCAGCCUGGACCUCAUCUCGCUGCUGCUGGAGGCACAGGCCACCGUGGACAUCAAGGACAGCAACGGGAUGCGCCCCUUGCACUACGCGGCCUGGCAGGGGCGCGUGGAGCCGGUGCGGGUGCUGCUGCGCGCUGCUGCCUCUGUCAACAUGGCCUCGCUGGACGGGCAGAUCCCGCUGCACCUCUCGGCGCAGUACGGCCACUACGAGGUGUCGGAGAUGCUGCUGCAGCACCAGUCCAACCCCUGCCUCAUCAACAAAGCGAAGAAAACCCCCCUGGACCUGGCCUGUGAGUUUGGGCGGUUGAAGGUGGCCCAGCUGCUGCUGAACAGCCAUCUGUGCGUCGCCCUGCUGGAGGGACAGUCCAAGGACGCGACCGACCCCAACUACACCACCCCGCUGCACCUAGCAGCCAAGAAUGGGCACAAGGAGAUCAUCAGGCAGCUGCUGAAGGCUGGGAUUGAGAUCAACAAGCAGACGAAGACGGGCACAGCCCUGCACGAAGCUGCGCUCUAUGGCAAAACAGAGGUUGUGCGAUUGCUGCUGGAGGGUGGCGUUGACGUGAACAUCAGGAACACCUACAACCAGACGGCACUGGACAUCGUGAACCAGUUCACCACCUCGCACGCCAGCAAGGACAUCAAGCAGCUGCUGAGAGAGGCAUCAGGAAUCCUGAAGGUCCGAGCUUUGAAGGAUUUUUGGAACCUCCACGAUCCAACUGCUCUCAAUGUCCGGGCAGGAGAUGUCAUCACGGUCCUGGAGCAGCAUCCCGAUGGGCGAUGGAAGGGGCACAUCCACGACACUCAGAAGGGCACCGAUCGCGUCGGGUACUUCCCCCCCUCCAUUGCCGAAGUCAUCAGCAAACGAACAGGCAUGAUCCUCCCCCGCAUGGCACCCACGCACCAGCGCCAGGGCCCCCCCGGGGCCCUCACGGCACCCCCCGGCGGGCUGCAGCACCUCCCCGACGAGUGUCCGCAGCAGGCAGCCCCAAGCAUCCCAGCACCCUAUGGCCACCUCACCCUAACCCGGACGGCCCCGGGCCCUGACAGCUCAGCAGGAGACAGGAACAGCGUGGGCAGCGAGGGCAGCAUCGGCAGCAUCCGCAGUGCCGGCAGCGGCCAGAGCACCGAGGGCACCAACGGGCAGAGCACCAGCAUCCUCAUCGAGAAUGCCAGGCCGCUGCCCUCCACUGGCGACGACCUCCAACAACACCUUUUGGGAUCGGAGCCACGCAAUGGGCAGUUGACUUCCACAGCAGGGCCCCCAGGCCACCAGACCCCUGGCAACUGUCCCCCUGGAGACAGGGUCUUCUCCCACCAGUUCUUGCGGCCUGAGCAGCUCCUGGAGGGGAAGGACGCAGAAGCCAUUUACAACUGGCUGAGGGAAUUCCAGCUUGAGUCGUACACUGCCAACUUCCUCAAUGCUGGCUACGAUGUCCCCACCAUCAGCCGCAUGACCCCCGAGGAUCUGACAGCCAUCGGCGUGACCAAACCAGGCCACAGGAAGAAGAUCUCCACUGAGAUCGGGCAGCUCAGCAUUGCCGAGUGGCUGCCCAACUACAUCCCGGCUGACCUGAUGGAUUGGCUCAGUGCCAUUGGGUUGCCCCAGUACCACAAAAAGCUGGUGAACAAUGGCUACGACUCCAUCACCAUCGUGACAGACCUGACGUGGGAGGAUCUGCAAGAGAUUGGCAUCAACAAACUGGGCCACCAGAAGAAGAUCAUGCUGGCCGUCAAGAAGCUCAGAGACCUCCGCAAAAGCCUCAACCAAGCGGAAGCCACCCUGGCAAGACGCAAAGUCCCCGGUGCCCUGGACAUUGUCACCAUUGAGUCACUGGAGAAUGGGGAAUGCCAGUCCCCACACACUCCCAAAAUGACAACAUUCCAGGACAGCGAGCUCAGCUACGAGCUCCAGACAGCCAUGUCCAACAGCUGCCAUGAGACGCUCAGCAUCAAGAACAGCCAGGGAAUGUCACGGAGCCAGGAGAGCAUCGGGGUGCGGUCCCGGGGUUCAGGGCACUCGCAGGACAAUGUUUUGUCCCGGCACCUCUCCAGCCCCUCGCAGGAGAGCCUGGGCAGCGGGGAGAGCAGCAGCAGCAGCGGGCAGUCCUGCGCGCCACCCCGCAGCAAGGAGAGCCCGGCCAGCCUGCCGGGACGGCCCAGCCCCGAGCCCUUUGGGAAGCUCGUCUCCCCCGAGGGGCUGAACGGCUACACCAACGGCAGCGGGGGCAGCCCUCUCAAGGAGAGGAACCUGCCUGAAGGCACGGAUCAGUACGCCCGGCCAACGGCUCAGAAAGGUGCUGGCCCUGCAGGGCCACCAGCAGUCACCCCUUGUACCCCUCCCCAGACCCCCAGCAAGGCAACGGCCCCGUAUGUCUUCAUGUACCCGCACGUCUCCUUGAAAUCCCCGACGGCCCCUUCCCUCCUGGGGGCCGAGCAGCCCAAGACCCUGGCACACCCCUACCCCUCCUUCCCUUCUGGGCAGAAGAGCAGCCUGCAGACAUCAGCCCAAAAAGCUUUCUCCUACCUGCACAGCCAGUGCAGCCCCACCGAGCCACCCAAGGCUGCCGCGGCCCCGGGCACCUGGCAGGCAGGGGAGCAACACAACGGGGGCGAAGGCUUCAAGUACAAGAAGCGGUCGCACAGCCUGAACCGCUACGCGCUGUCAGAUGGAGAGCAUGAAGAAGAGGAGGGGGUGCCCACCAGCACCCUGGGCUCCUAUGCCACCCUGACGCGGCGGCCGGGCCGCAGCCAGAUGCCGCGGGCCUGCCUGCAGGCGGAGGCCAAGGUGACCCGCAGCCAAUCCUUCGCCAUCCGGGCCAAGCGCAAGGGACCCCCGCCACCGCCUCCCAAGCGUCUCAGUUCCGUCUCCAGCACCCCCGCCACUGAGGUGAACGGCGAGCAGCCCCCCGACCCCAAGCAGCAGUCUCCAGUCCCCCAGGACGUGGCCGAUGCUGGUACCAGCCCCGGUGACACCAGUCGCAGCAGGACAGUGAGGAGCCUGGCAGCUGCACUGGAGGGGACACCUGGGGCAAGCCCACCCAAGCCCCUCCUGGCUCCGAAACCGCUAAAUGUGGCUCAGGACUCUCUCUCCAAGGCCAGUGUGGAUGAUCGGUCCUACGAUGGCGGUGAUACCGGCAGCACUGUGCUUGCUGAUGCUGGCAGGGACGCCUUUGAGGGCAGCAAGCCGCGGAGACGGACAUUGAGUGAGCCCAGCGCUCCCAUGACGGAGGCUGUGCAGGCCGGGCGGGAGGAUGCCUCCUCAGACACAGAGGAGGAGGCCAAGCCUGACGUCUCUUCAUCCUCCCAGAACAGCUCCAGCGAGUGCAUCCCCUUUGCAGAAGAAGGCAACUUAACCAUCAAGCAGCGUCCGAAGCCUUCUGGGCACCCCAAGGCUGACGCUGCAGUGCAGGAUGCAGAGCCCAGUUCCCAGCCUGCAGAGCCCCCGUGCUCUGCUGGGAAGGAGCCGGCAGCACCUGCUGCCACCAAGGAGCCGCCCGUGCUGGAGUUCAACCUCACCGAAUCGGACACGGUGAAGCGCCGGCCCCGCUUCAAGGAGCGGGAGCCGCUGCAGGCUGUGCUGAAGGCAUUCAGCCUGGCAGGGCAGGCGGAGGCGGGCGGUAGCCCCGCGCCCCAGUACGCCCAGGCCCAAGCUGUGAGCAUCGUGGGCCCCACCACGCAGGGGCUGGCACCACGGGCGGGGCUGGCUGGAGACACCUUUGACGAUGACAAUGUGGAGUUCAGGAUUGCCGAGAUAGAGAAGAGCAUCUUGUCACUGGAGAAGGGGAUCAAGAAGACACCGAGCCCCACCAAAGCCCCCAGCCCCACGGAGCUGCUCGGCACUGCCGUGGUGAGGACACCUGCUCCAGGUACGGGGGCUUGGGAGGGUCUCUCUUUGGCAGUGGCAGGGCCUGAGGCUCCCUCCUUCCCCUUCUGGGUCAGGACAGCAUCCCCAGCUGGCCAGGAGGCAAGGACAACCCGUGCCACCACGUGCCACGAGGCUUCUUCCCUUGCAGACGUCCCUGCCAAGCACACCUCAGUGGCGUCCACCAAGCUGGUGUUCUCCGGGCCCAAGACCAUCUACCAGCAGGUCCUGCAGCCCUCCCGCCACACCGUCGCUCCCUGGGCAGCCCCCGAGGCGGUGCCGGAUGUGGUCGGGUCCCUGGCUGCUCCCAGCCCUCUGACACUGGAGGCAAGCAGCAAGGUGUCGGCGAAGCCUUUGGCCAUUGCCCCGGGGGCCGCCCUGGUCCAGCAGCGGCUGGAGCACACCAACUCCACCCUGGCUGCUGCGCUGCAGGCAGCCGAGAAGAAGAUCACAGCGGAGGAGGUGGAGAGCCCCCCCGGGGCCGUGCACUCGGCCAAGAACAUCCUGGAGGACAUCAGCAACAUGUUCGAUGAUCUGGCCGACCAGCUGGAUGCAAUGCUGGACUGAGGCUUGCUCCCUCCUUCCCUUCCCCGCCUCCGGCUGCUCUGCCAGUGCCCGUCGUGAUGGGGGGAGAGCGGAUCCAGCACCGCUUGGUGCCUCCAGGUCUCUCCAGCCGCCUCCCUCCCUGCACUUUGCACCGUGGCCGGGAACGUGGCUGCCCCUCCUCACCCACCCCGUGUCACCGGCCCCAGAGCCACCCGGCUCCGUGUCACACGCUCCGGCACAGCCGCGGGGGUCAGGCGUUUCCCACCAGACUGGCAGCAGGAGAGGAGCCCAGAGGGGCUGCG